Molecule: messenger RNA, 1273 nt
Organism: Sphaeroforma arctica JP610
Lineage: Eukaryota; Ichthyosporea; Ichthyophonida
Exons: 6
Coding region: 113-1015 (300 amino acids)
Biological process (GO): positive regulation of mitochondrial fission
Cellular component (GO): mitochondrion
Source: RefSeq, a predicted model, not a curated record
CGUGCGUGUGUUCGUGUGCGCGUGCGUGUAUGUAAAUAUAAAGUAUACAUAGAAACGUGUGUGUUUGUAUGCGUAUAAAGUAUACAAAACGGUGUCUAUUAUUUUUACUAGCAUGCUAAGAAGAAGGGUUGCUGCGAUAAUAGGCACAGCUGCUGUGGCGGUGUUAGGAAUAGCCGAAAUAGCUGCCCUGCGAUCCGCGAAAAACAAAAUAGACCCCAACGAACCAGAAACAUUAAACACAAAUGUCAAAAAUACAAAUGAUAAAGCGUCCGAGAAGACGGACAAGCUGCCACCAAAGCAGUACAAGACACCCCAGACCUACAAUGUACAGUGGGACAACAACUGGGAUAAGAGAGGGGAUACACCCCCAGUAAAAGAUAUACAAAUGAGCAAGCGCUCGAUUUAUCUGAUCCGACACGGACAGUACGAGAAAGCCGAUGACGAUAAAGACCGUCAUCUGACGGCCUUGGGUAGACUUCAAGCAGCCUCGGUGGGGAAGCGACUGAACGAGCUUCCUUUCGUAUUCGACGAGGUAUAUGUGAGCAAUAUGACACGAGCGCUAGAGACCUGUGAGAUCAUAUACGAUCAGCACAAUAUAGCACAGAAAGCUAGGAGUGAAACAGAGGUACUGGUGACUGCCUGGCCAGAAAAAAGUGUUUGUACAAUGCUACGCGAAGGCGCUCCAGACAUCCCUCUCACCAGUGGUGCUAGGUGGAGACCCACAGCUGCCGAUUUUUAUCAAGAUGGUGCUCGGAUCGAGGCUGCAUAUAGAAAGUUUUUCAGACGGCCGGACACGAGUGAAAUCGACGACAGGCAAAUAUUGAUCGUAUGCCACGCGAAUGUUAUCAGGUACUUCGCCAUGCGAGCGAUGCAGUUCCCACCGGAGCUAUGGUCCAAGUUCUCCCUUAUAAACUGUAGCAUAUCUAAGGUGGACAUCUAUGCGGACGGUCGUGUACAACUAACAGGUAUGGGCGACGCUGGACAUCACACCCCUGAGAUGCUGACUACAAGCUAGACAAAUGAUAUAUGAACAAUUAGUCUUGUAAUCUUCUACCUUCCAGGUAAAAUUCUACUGCAAAUUUGUUCAACAGUAGUAUCGUCGAGAGCGAAUCGUAGCGAAAGCGAAUUGUAGCGAAUACAUAUUGAAAAUACGCAUUGUAAAGUAACUCAAAAUAUUGACUAAAUUAGGGCGUCAUGACCAAGGAGUACCUUCAAAAUUUAUCGAAAUAAACCGUAUCGUCGAGAAUACUCGAACGACAGAGGGAAACCAGAA